Molecule: messenger RNA, 2544 nt
Organism: Diaporthe citri
Lineage: Eukaryota; Fungi; Ascomycota; Sordariomycetes; Diaporthales; Diaporthaceae
Exons: 1
Coding region: 1-2544 (847 amino acids)
Biological process (GO): ribosomal small subunit biogenesis
Cellular component (GO): nucleolus
Molecular function (GO): protein binding; RNA binding
Source: RefSeq, a predicted model, not a curated record
AUGCCUCCAUCAAAGAGAGGUCGUGAACCGCUCCGGCCGUCCCUCCCAGCCAGCCUCCUGAAGGACAUAGGCGGCACGCCUACAACUCCCCGCAGGCCAUCUCAAGCCCAGACCCGCAAGGACCGGCGGAAAGCAGAGAGGUCUCAGAAGCGCCAGCGUUCUGCUCCCAUAACCAAGCAGAAGUCCACUGCAGUCCCUGCAGCUCCUGCUGGUAGUGGUGUUGGUGGCAGUGGUGGGAGACGGCGGCGUGGUUCAAGUGAAUCUCUUGCACAAGAGCCUGAGGCCUCGAGGAAAGCUCCCAAGAUCAGCAAGCCGACUCAGCCCGUGUCAGAUGACGAUGAAUUUGACGGCUUCUCGGAAGAGUCUUCCGAUGAGGAGGAAGAGCCCAGCAACCCGGUCCCUUCGAGGGUAACCAAGGAUAAGCUGGCCGAGGAUGAUGCAGAGAUCGCAGCUCUUGAGAAGAAGCUGGGCAUCAAGCAACGGAAAACCCUGCCUAAAUCUUUCCACGAGGAUGGCCUCGACGAGGUGCUAGGCGAGUUAGCGGAUCAGCAGGACGAUGAGGCCCUGCUUGCGCGGAGGAAGAGGAAGGCUGAGGCGGACGAAUGGCUGGCGCAGAAAAGGAGAAAGGCCACCCAGCAGCCCACGGCGGACAAUAGCGGCGAGGGUAGUGACGAAGACGACUCUCUGCUCGAGCUCGAACUUGGAAGCGACCUUGGGGAAAGUGACGAUUUCGACGACGACGAGGACGCUCUCGAUUCAGAACGCGAGGUGGAAGAGCCGACCGUGCGGCGACGUGAGAACCCAUAUGUGGCUCCAGUGCCAGCUCCCGCGGCCGCACAGAAGUACGUUCCUCCGGCGCGACGUCAAGAGAGCGGUUCAGACGCAGAGUUGGUAUCGCGCAUCAGGAGGCAUGCACAGGGUUUCAUCAACCGUCUCACCGAAUCGAACCUGAUCGCGAUACUCGGCGACAUAGAAAGCCUUUACCGGGAACACCCACGGCAGCAUGUCACAUCCGUACUGGUGGAUCUCGUCCUGGUCCAGAUCUGCGAACCUACCAGCUUGCCAGAUACCCUGCUGAUCUUACAUGCGGGAUUCGCAACUGCGGUUUACAAAGUCAUCGGCUCGGAUGUUGGAGCCCAGCUUAUCCAACAGGCCGUUGAGAGGUUCCGCGGCUACUACGCCGAGGGCCCCGGUGAUGGGUCGCGGGACGUCUCGAAACAAACGUCCAAUCUGAUCACUUUCCUUGCGCAAACGUACAACUUCCAGCUCAUUGGGUGCAACUUGAUCUUUGACUACGUUCGGUUUCUAUUGGACCACCUAUCGGAGCUCAACGCAGAGCUCCUGUUGAGGAUUGUCCGUAUGGCGGGACAGAACCUUCGGCACGAUGACCCGCUGGCGCUCAAGGACAUUGUUGCCCUGAUACGACCGGCGGUCAACAAAGUCGGGGAGGCCAACCUCUCCGUCCGAACCAAGUUCAUGAUCGAAAGCAUCAACGACCUGAAGAACAACAAAGUCAAGGCCGGAGCGAGCGUAUCGGUGGUGAACCAGGACCACACGACGCGCAUGAAGAAGCUUCUGGGCUCGCUCAACUCAAGGAAGCUCAAAUCCACAGAACCCCUACGCAUCGGUCUGAAAGACAUGGAAGAAUCGGACAAGCGAGGCAAAUGGUGGCUCGUCGGAGCGAGCUGGGCGGGCCGCGACGGUCCCUCUGGGAGGCAGGCCAAAAUGGAAGGAGCCGACGGCGGCGCUGAAGAAGACGAUGGCGAGGGCGAGGACGAGGACGCGAACAGCAUCACACUGGACAGUGACGAGGAGGUGGUGCCGGACCUACAUGAGCUUGCGAGGGAGCAGAACAUGAACACGGACGUCCGACGGUCGAUAUUCAUAGCCAUCAUGUCAGCAAGCGACUACGAAGACGCGUACAUGCGUGUGACCAAACUCCGGCUUGGAAAGCAUAGGCAGAAGGAGGUGGCGUACGUGGUGAUGCAGUGCGCGGGAGCAGAGCAGCAGUACAACGUGUACUACUCCCUGGUGGCGCGCAGGCUGUGCGGGGAUGGGAGGAUCAGGUUCGCGUUCCAGGACAGCCUAUGGAAGCUGUUCCGCCGGCUAGGCGAGUCGAUAUUCGGCGAGGACGCCGAGGAGGAGCAGGACGAGGACGAGGACGACGAGGGCGAGGAGACGGCGGUGCGGCGCGUCUUCUGCCUGGCCAAGGUGUUUGGGUUCCUGAUUGCCAACGGGGCGCAGGGGCUGGGGGUGCUCAAGUGCCUCAACCUGCGCUAUCUGAGGCCCAAGACGCGGGACUUUGUUGAGGUGAUGCUCAUCACUUUGUUCCAGGAGCUCAAAGCGGCCGGGGGCAAGCCCACAAAGGUGUUCGCGGCGGUGGCUGACAUGGAGGGCCUCUCCAAAGGGCUGCAGUGGUUCCUCAGGAAGAAGGUGCGCAAGUCGGACCUGCUAACUAGCAAGAAGGACAAGAGACGGGUCAAGCAGGGUUGCGACGAGGCCAUCACGGCGCUUGCCACCUACGAAGAGCGUGCAGCUACCUAG